GCGGACGCAGUCGCAGCGGUCGGUGCGCCGGCGGCUCCCGUGCAGUGGUGAGACGCUCUAUCGCCGCGGGGCGGCCAUGACCCCGGCUCUGACCCCGCCGCGUGCUGGCGGUCCGGUCACCACCCGCGCCUCAGUAUGACCGAGCAGGGGUUGGACGCGCAGACGACUCUAGAAUCUAGCGAUCCCUGCCAGCACUCUCCACCCUGUCCCCUGCACACCGACACCAUGAUACCAGCCCAGACUCACACCCCGUCGCCUUUGGAGCCCGGCCUACCGCCCGGAUCGCUGCCUCUCACCCCUGACGAGCUGGAGAGGCGUCAGUUCUACAACACCUACAACGCCUGGACCGGCAUCAACAUCGCCGCCUCCCUCGGCGGCUUCUUCAUGCUCCUCAUCCUGCUGCUGCUCUACAAGUCCAAGUGCAAGAGGCGCAGCAAGUACCCGCCCUGUCCCAGUGUGGAAGAUGGUGAUGUGAGUCUACUCGAGCCGUGGGAUGUCACCUUUCUGGGUGGCUCCGUGGCGGACGGUCUCAGUCUCGGCUCGGGCCGACAUCCGCACAGUUCAGACUCGACGCCAGCGGGCACGGUGCGGGGCAGUAGACACUCGCUGGCCGGGGGACGGGGUAGCCGCCAGUCGCUGGCCGGGGGAAGGGGCAGUCGGCAGUCAUUGGUCGGUAGUAGAAAGUGUGUAUGCUCGGCGCCCGGGUCGGUACAGCGCCUGCCGCGGCGGCCCCGGCUAUCCUCGGGCGGCUCGUCAGAGGCCGGUCACCAGCUCGAGCUGCGCGUGCACCAUCCGAAGCGGCGCGGGCCGCCGCGCUACGCCUACAGCUUCGACGAGAAGGCCGUGGUGCCGGAGAGCUGGUGGCAGCGGGUGGACAUCAACGUCAUCCAGCCGACUCCGAGCGUCACCCCGUCGGCGAGCCUGCACUGCCUGGCGAGCUCCGACCAGGAGGCGGACGGCGCGGCGCCGCCGCCGCCGCUCACCGUGCCGCGGCUCGACCUGCCCCGGCCGCGGCGCGGCUCCGCGGUCAGCUCCUCCGACCUCACCGACUUCGACGCGCGCAGCAUCGGCUCCGACUCGGUGUUCCUGGCCGACGACGACUGGUCAUCGUGCUCGGAGGCGGCCAGUCCGUCGCGCGGCCGGCGCCGCUGGCCGCUCUCGCGCCAGGCCAGUGUGUGUCUGGAGGACGACCUGAUCCCCGAGCUGGAGGAGGCGCCGCUGCCGCCGCCGCGCUCGCCGCCGCGCACCGAGCUGCUCUACGUGCCGGGCAUGGAGCCGGGCCUGCUGCGCGCCGCGCGGCCGGACGGCGGCGGCUCGCCGCGGCCCAGCUCGCCGCAGUUCCUCACCGUGCCCAGCGUGCACGGCGCGCCGCGAUCGCCGCCCGCGCGCCGCUCACCCAACUUCCUCUCACCGCCGUCACCGACGUACGGACCGGCCAGGUCCAUGAGCCCGCCGCCGCCGGCGACAACAGCCCUCCAUCUGCCAAAGUGUGUCGCUGUCGUCUUCGUCGUCGUCUUCGACGGCGUCACUGCACCCGGCGUCGGAGCCGGCAGCGCCACCUAG
This is a messenger RNA of Amphibalanus amphitrite, 1563 nucleotides long. RefSeq lists its product as uncharacterized. The record is from RefSeq and is a predicted model, not a curated record. The transcript has 4 exons. The coding region runs from base 136 to 1563 and encodes 475 amino acids. Lineage: Eukaryota; Metazoa; Arthropoda; Thecostraca; Balanomorpha; Balanidae.